Messenger RNA from Anthonomus grandis grandis, 1019 nucleotides. RefSeq names its product ATP synthase lipid-binding protein, mitochondrial (gene ATPsynC). The record is from RefSeq and is a predicted model, not a curated record. Gene Ontology annotation, biological process: proton motive force-driven ATP synthesis; proton transmembrane transport. NCBI's taxonomy places the organism in Eukaryota, Metazoa, Arthropoda, Insecta, Coleoptera, Curculionidae. Bases 224 to 646 code for a protein of 140 amino acids. Gene Ontology annotation, molecular function: proton transmembrane transporter activity. The transcript is spliced from 4 exons.
AUAUAAAUUUCUCAACUUACAGCCAAUUUAGAGCGUUUUUCCUAUAACUCGCAUCACCGCUACGUUCGGCCAAUUCCGUUACGUAACAGCAGAUCAUGAACUUUAGCUAGGCUAAAUUUUUUUUGACAGUUCACUUUAGGAUCUCAGGUCGAAUAAGUGACUUGACUCGUGACUCUUUUUUAGGCUUUAAAAGACUCGAAAUCCAACAAAUAAAAAACACAAAAUGUUCGCCGCCGCUAGACUGAUCGCCCCUGCUGCCAGAAGCGCCAUCCUCAACAACUCCAAACAAUAUUUGAGGCCACUGAGCAGUGCCGUCAGCCAGAGCCAAUCUUUGGUCCAAUCUGUGCAACAGCACCAACAAAAGCAGGCCAACUUAUUGCCAGCAAUCCGUGGACUUCAGACCAGCCCUGUAUCAAGGGAUAUUGACUCUGCUGCCAAAUUCAUUGGUGCUGGAGCUGCCACAGUAGGAGUAGCUGGUUCUGGUGCUGGUAUUGGAACAGUAUUCGGCUCCCUCAUCAUCGGUUAUGCCAGAAACCCAAGCCUAAAACAACAACUUUUCUCAUACGCCAUCUUGGGUUUCGCCCUGUCUGAAGCCAUGGGUCUCUUCUGUCUUAUGAUGGCCUUCUUGUUAUUGUUCGCCUUCUAAGAAGGGCAUUUUUAUUAUAUAUUAAUAAAUUUACAUGUUAUGUACCAUCCUAAGAUCAUUUUUUUACAGUUUGUGCCGUUUAUAUUCCGUUAAAGCGUUGUAUAAGCGUCGCUCUCGCGUUAAGACUUAAAAAUUUAAAUCGAUAGGAACGUUUUAGGACAAGUAUAUGAUUCGAGAGACUUUGGGCUUACUAUUUAUUUAACAACACUUCAAUCAUAUAUUUGUUAAUUUCGUUUUGUUUUCUUAAAUCGUAGAGUUACUAAACAUACAAAAAUCACAUCAGGGGUGACAAAAUAACAUCAAUAUUGUACAGACCGCAGAAUAUAUAGAGACGUCAAUAAAAAUUAUGUUUAGUUUGUGAUUUUUUUCAAAG